AUGGACGUGGACGUGGACGUAGAGGACAUGGACGUGGACAUGGACGUGGACGUAGACGUGGACGUGGACGUGGACAUGGACAUGGAAGAGGACGUGGACGUGGACGUGGACAUGGACGUGGAGAUGGAUGUGGACGUGGACGUGGACGUGGACGUGGUUGUGGACGUGGACGUGGACAUAGAUGUGGACGUGGAGGACUUGGACGUGGACAUGGACGUGGACAUGGACAUGGACGUGGACGUGGACGUGGACGUGGAGGUGGUCGUGGACGUGGAUGUGGACGUGGACGUGGUCGUGGACGUCGACAUGGACAUGGACGUUGACGUGGACGUGGACAAGGACGACUUGGACGUGGACGUGGACGUGGACGUGGACGUGGACAUGGACGUGGACGUGGACGUGGACGUGGACGUGGACGUGGACAUGGACAUGGACGUGGAAAUGGACGUGGACGACUUGGACGUGGACAUGGACGUGGACGUGGACGUGGACGUGGACGUGGAUGUGGACGUGGACGUGGACGUGGACAUGGACAUGGACGUGGACGACAUGGACGUGGACAUGGACGUGGACGUAGACGUGGACGUGGACGUGGACAUGGACAUGGAAGUCGACGUGGACGUGGACGUGGACGUGGAUAUGGACGUGGAGAUGGAUGUGGACGUGGACGUGGACGUGGACGUGGUCGUGGACGUGGACGUGGACGUGGACAUGGACGUGGACGUGGAGGACUUGGACGUGGACAUGGACGUGGAUGUGGACAUGGACGUGGACGUGGACGUGGACGUGGAGGUGGUCGUGGACGUGGACGUGGACGUGGACGUGGUCGUGGACGUGGACGUGUACAUGGACGUUGACGUGGACGUGGACAAGGACGACUUGGACGUGGACGUGGACGUGGACAUGGACGUGGACGUGGACAUGGACGUGGACGUGGACGUGGACGUGGACAUGGACGUGGACGUGGACGUGGACGUGGAUAUGGACGUGGACAUGGACGUGGACAUGGACGUGGACAUGGACGUGGACGUGGACAUGGACGUGGACAUGGACGUGGACGUGGACGUGGACAUGGACGUGGACGUGGACGUGGACAUGGACAUGGACAUGGACGUGGACGUGGACAUGGACGUGAACGUGGACAUGGACGUGGACGUGGACAUGGAAGUGGACGUGGACGUGGACGUGGACGUGGACUUGGACAUGGACGUGGACGUAGACGUGGACAUGGACGUGGACGAAGACGUGGACGUAGACAUGGACGUGAACGUGGACGUGGACGUGGACCUCGACGUGGACGUGGACGUAGACGUGGACAUUGUCAUGGACGUGGACGUGGACGUGGACGUGGUCGUGGACGUGGACGUUGACGUGGACGUGGAGUUGGACGUGGACGUGGACGUGAACAUGGACGUAGACGUGGACGUGGACAUGGACGUGGACGUGGACGUGGACGUGGAGAUGAACGUGGACGUGGACGUGGACGUGGACGUGGACGUAAACAUGGACGUAGACGUGGACGUGGACAUGGACGUGAACGUGGACAUGGACGUGGACGUGGAAGUGGACGUGGAGAUGAACGUGGACGUGGACGUGGACGUGGACGCUCUUGGACCAGGCAAGCUCUUGGACUAA
Closterium sp. NIES-65 is the source of this 1635-nucleotide messenger RNA. The record is from the annotation of a GenBank genome assembly. Lineage: Eukaryota; Viridiplantae; Streptophyta; Zygnematophyceae; Desmidiales; Closteriaceae.